GAAACUGACACUUGGUGGCUUUUCUCUCAAAGAGGCUGAGUGUGAAAUUGUGGCCUCAGCUCUGAAGUCCAACCUUCAUCUGACUGAAGUGAUAAUAGAUCAGAUCAGAGGAGGGAAAACCUUUGGAGACUCUGGAAUGAAGCAUCUGUGUGAGAUACUGGAGAGUUCAUUCUGCAAAGUGAAGAAACUGGCAUUAAAUGACUGCGGGUUGUCAGAGAUCAGCUGUGCUUCUCUGGGCUUAGCUCUGAAGUCAAACCCCUCCCAUCUGACAGAACUGGACCUGAGCAACAACGACCUGAAAGAUGAUGGAGUGAAGCAGCUCUGUGGUUUUCUCCAGUCUCCCCUCUGCAAACUACAGACAUUGAGAUUGAAUUACUGCAGUGUGUCAGAGAUCAGCUGUGCUUCUCUGGUCUCAGCUCUGAAGUCCAACCCCUCCCAUCUCACAGAACUGAACCUGAGCAACAACUAUGACCUGAAAGAUGGUGGAGUGAAGCAGCUCUGUGGUUUUCUCCAGUCUCCCCUCUGCAAACUACAGAUAUUGAGGUUGGAUUGCUGCGGUUUGUAAAAGAUCAGCUGUGCUUCUCUGGUCUCAGCUCUGAAGUCAAACCCCUCCCAUCUGACACAACUGGACCUGAUGAGCAACAAACUGAAGGAGUCAGAUGUUCAGCAGCUGCAGGAUCUUGUAGAGAGUCCAGACUACAAACUGCAGACUCUGAAAUGAAGCUGGAUUCCAGCUGCCAGCCUUCCAACAUGUCUAGAGACAGUGGUCCUCAUCCAUCAAACUGUGGGAGCAUCAGAUCUGAUCUCAGACUCUUUGUUCUCUCAUUUCAACAGGAAACAACUGAUCAGUUUCAUCUUAGCCACAGCUCUGAGAUCAGUCUGAAUGCAGCCUGGAAAUCAGUGGCUCUGAUUUCACAAACCAUCAUUCCAUUUAGUCACCAUGUGGUCUUUCUACAGAGCAGAAGCUCUGCUGAAGUCCACUCAGCACAUCUGGACAUGUGUCCUUCUGUCAUUAGUCUCAUCCAGAUGUGUUCAGGGACAGCCUCCAUGUUUAUUAGUCAGCUGAUAUUUCAGAAACAGAUGAGAUGUUGAUCAGCAGCCAGAGUUUCUGUGUUUAAAUGGAGCAGCAGCUAACAUGUAGCAGCAGUAAAUCCAUCACUACAGUGUUUGUGCAGCAAUGAAGCCUUCAGGACUCUCAGCAGGUGGUUUCCACUGUGGACUGGAGGGAAACCUGCAGAGGAACCAGACUGGAUGCUAAAAAUGUGUUGAGCUGUGUGAGCUUGGAGCUCAGUGUGUUCACUCCAACACGUUAAGAUGAGAGCUGAAAGGAAGCUGGCUCUGCUCCACAGCUGCUCUGAACAGGACUGAAGUCCCUGCUGCUCUUUAUCCUGGAUGUGCUGCAUCA
This is a messenger RNA of Cyprinodon tularosa, 1405 nucleotides long. Its product is annotated as ribonuclease inhibitor-like. The coding region runs from base 137 to 565 and encodes 142 amino acids. The transcript has 8 exons. The record is from RefSeq and is a predicted model, not a curated record. Gene Ontology annotation, molecular function: protein binding. Lineage: Eukaryota; Metazoa; Chordata; Actinopteri; Cyprinodontiformes; Cyprinodontidae.